AUGUCUACAAUGCAUUUGAAAGCGCCGGCGUUUCGCGAGAAUUACAAGAACUCCAUAUUUAAGAGUUUGGAUGAAUUGCCGGAUCAGUUAAAGGAGUAUUUCAUCGCAAAGGCCGAUAAGUCUAACAAAGAGCCAUGGAUUUCAAAAUUGGCAUCUCAAUAUCUGGAGUUCGUGACGACCGGCAAUAGAGUGCACUUCGAGACCACAGAUACUAAUAGAAGAGUGCAUUUAGUGAAUCUGGUUAUCGGGGAACUCCUCACUAGGAAUGGCACUUAUAUGAAGAAUAUAGGCGACGGUUUGUGGCUUAUAAUGGAAGAGAGCAGUUGGGAAACACCCGGACAUAUGAGCAUUCAGAAAGCCGGUCCGGGACUUCCAGACCCCGAUCAGAAUAUAAUUGAUCUGCGAGUCGGGGAAAUGGCGGCCACUGUUUCCAUCAUAAAACUAUUGUUAAGGGAUGAGUUGGAUAAAGUGAACAAGAUGUUUGUCAAACGGAUCAACUAUGAACUGACCAGACGUGUGGUAUUGCCUUAUCUCAAUUACGACGACUACUUUUGGUUAGGCUUUAAUGGAAAGAGAGUUAAUAAUCACAACUCUUGGGACAACUCAAACAUCUUAAGGACAGCCCUAUUAGGCGUCGAAGACGAGACAUCUUUACAUGAAGUGGUGAACAGAAGUAUCAAAAGUAUCGAUAUAUUCAUCAAUCAGUACCCGACUGACGGCGGUUGCGAUGAGGGGCCGACGUAUUGGGGUUGGGCUGGGGGUCGACUCAUCGACUACCUCGAGCUCAUGACAACAGUGUCCGCCGGAAGGAUCAAUUGGUCGGCCAAUGAACUGCUCGAUAAGAUCGGGACGUUUAUAUACAAAGUGCACAUCUCAGAGGACAGGUAUGUCAACUUUGCGGACGCCCAGGCCAAGUUAGCGGUGGAGGCGUCGGCCGUCUAUAAGUUUGGCCACACCUUCAACGACACGACACUCAAACACUUCUCAUCAUAUGUGGGCCAACGAUAUAACUACGAGUCCAUCAAAACGGCGGCCGACUUCUUGGGCAGUCUGUCUGUGUUUGUGUCCACUCUAUUGACGUAUUCGCAGAUCAAAGACAUCGAACCCAAGGCUCCGUUACCACAGAAUUUCUACUUCAAAGACCUCCAGGUCUUCACCGCCCGAACAGAAGCCGGAUCGACAAAAGGACUGUUCAUUGCGGGCAAAGCGGGCACUAAUCACGAGAGCCAUAACCACAACGACGUCGGGAACUACAUUAUAUACGCUAACGGAAAGCCAUUCAUAAUCGAUGUCGGGGUCGGUGUCUAUAAUAACGAGACAUUCAGUAAAGACAGGUAUAAGAUAUGGUCGAUGCAGAGCCAGUGGCACAACUGUCCCACCAUUAAUGGCAUUCAGCAAAAUCAUGGCAAUAAGUACGAGGCCUCAGGUGUGAGCUAUUCAUCCACUGAAGACACCAUUAAGUUUAGCGCAGAUAUAGCCGGCGCCUACCCUAAGGAGGCGGACGUCAAGAUUUCGAGGGCCGGCACCAAAUGGCAAAUACGUAUAGGGAUUGUGGGCUAUAUUUUCCGUCAAAAACCUUUCCGGUCUAAACACUUCCGGAUCGGCAAAGUGCUCCGGGUCUCUAUGAAUGGCAUAGAUCGGUAUGUGCACCACUUGAUCUUUUUUGAUGGUAAUACCGGUGCCCUUAAGCUCGUAGUCCUCAUUGGCGACCCUCUCGUGAAAUAUGACGGCUGUGUAUAG
This is a messenger RNA of Oppiella nova, 1740 nucleotides long. NCBI's taxonomy places the organism in Eukaryota, Metazoa, Arthropoda, Arachnida, Sarcoptiformes, Oppiidae. The record is from the annotation of a GenBank genome assembly.